This is a messenger RNA of Psammomys obesus (fat sand rat), 819 nucleotides long. It is a transcript of the gene Rab42, whose product is annotated as RAB42, member RAS oncogene family. The coding region runs from base 14 to 658 and encodes 214 amino acids. Gene Ontology annotation, molecular function: GTP binding; GTPase activity. The transcript has 2 exons. The record is from RefSeq and is a predicted model, not a curated record. Lineage: Eukaryota; Metazoa; Chordata; Mammalia; Rodentia; Muridae.
GAGCCCAGAUCCCAUGGAGGCGGCCGGCUGCACCUACCAGUUUCGGAUCGCGCUGCUCGGGGACGCGGCGGUGGGCAAGACGUCACUACUGCGGCGCUACGUGGCCGGUGCGCGCAGGGCGGAGCCGGAGCCGGAGCCCACGGUGGGCGUGGACGUCUGCAGCCGCGUGCUGCAGCUGCGCGCCGGGCUGCGGGUCAAGCUGCAGCUCUGGGACACCGCCGGCCACGAGCGCUUCAGGUGCGUGACCAGAUCCUUCUACCGCAACACGGUGGGCGCUCUGUUGGUCUUCGACGUGGCCAACAGAGAGUCCUUCGAACACAUCCACGCCUGGCAGCAGGAGAUCCUAUCCGCCCAGGGCCCUGGCAAGGUGAUCUUCUUACUGGUUGGCCACAAAUGCGACCUGAGCACCCGAUGUGUCUCCACCCAGGAGGCAGAGGAGCUGGCCGCCUCGCUGGGCAUGGCCUUCCUGGAGACCUCAGCCAAAAGUAACUGCAACGUGGACCUGGCCUUUGACACUGUCGCCCGUGCCAUCGAACAGGCCCUGCAGCAGGGGGACCUCAAGCUGGAGGAGGACUGGACAGGCGUCCGUCUCCUCCGCAGAGCCCCAGCCCCUAGAUCCCCCAGACGGAAGCAGGACUCUGGGCCAUGCCAGUGUUGACUCCGGGAGAGAAAGGGUUAACGUGGUGCCAGCUUUAGCCUCCUCACCCCCCUCCCCCACCCCCGUGACUUUACCAUCUCCUGAUGCGUGCCUGCCCUCUAAUUCUUGGGACUUUUUUCUUUAUUUGAGAUUAAACACAGGGCUUGGCUAGCUAGCCUUUA